AUGUUAGUUAUAGCCGGAGUGUCGAUUGUUUUUCAUAAUAUGUCUGGGGAUAGCGCGGUGGGAAGCGGCUCUCAGGUGGCAUUGGUAACUGGUGGAUAUGACCACACGAUCAAGCUAUGGCAGGCCCACAGCGGCGUCUGCUUGCGAACCAUGCAGCAUCCAGAUUCGCAAGUCAACGACUUAGAAAUAAACCCAAAUGGUCAAAUGGUAGCGGCCUGCGGUUAUCAACACAUCAGGACCUACGACCUGGCCAGCGCCAAUCCCGAUCCAGUUAUGAAUUUUGAAAAUAUAAUUAAAAAUGUGUCAAGAGUAGGCUUUCAGGAAAAUGGUCAGUGGAUGUACACUGGCGGUGAAGACUGCACAGCAAGGAUAUGGGAUUUGAGAGUGGGUCGCCCAUUUCAAUGUCAAAGGAUAUUUGAGGUCCCUGCACCAGUGAAUGCGGCUGUUCUUCAUCCCGACCAAUCGCAGAUCAUUGUGGGCGGUCAGACUGGCAUCAUACAUAUAUGGGAUAUAAGAACCGAUCAUCAUGAACAGUUGAUUCCAGAAGCCGAAGCAAGUAUCCAGGACAUAGCUAUAGACCCUGAAGGUAAAUUGAUGGCUGCCGUCAACAAUAAGGGCAACUGUUAUGUGUGGUCACUCGGUGGCUCCCCGCCUCGCCCAGUACCACGAACUAAACUACAGGCCCACAAGAAAUACGCACUACGCUGCAAAUUCAGUUAUGAUUCAACUAUGUUAGUUACUACAUCAGGAGAUUGGUCGGCUCGUGUGUGGCGUACCUCAGAUUGGAGCCUCAUGAGGGAACUGAGACAUGACUCACAGCGUUGGGUGUGGGACGCUGCCUUCACACUCGACUCAAGAUACCUCUUCACUGGUUCAUCUGAUAGUUAUGCUCGUCUUUGGGAUCUGGAAAAAGGUACUUUGGAACGAGAAUACUGUGGACAUCAGAAGUCAAUAACAGCUCUUGCAUUCAGAGACCAAGCUGUAUAA
This is a messenger RNA of Danaus chrysippus (African queen), 987 nucleotides long. Lineage: Eukaryota; Metazoa; Arthropoda; Insecta; Lepidoptera; Nymphalidae. The record is from the annotation of a GenBank genome assembly.